Messenger RNA from Mesoplodon densirostris (Blainville's beaked whale), 3507 nucleotides. RefSeq names its product heterogeneous nuclear ribonucleoprotein U (gene HNRNPU). The record is from RefSeq and is a predicted model, not a curated record. Gene Ontology annotation, molecular function: poly(C) RNA binding; promoter-specific chromatin binding; transcription corepressor activity. The transcript has 14 exons. Gene Ontology annotation, cellular component: CRD-mediated mRNA stability complex; membrane; kinetochore. Gene Ontology annotation, biological process: positive regulation of attachment of mitotic spindle microtubules to kinetochore; CRD-mediated mRNA stabilization; regulation of alternative mRNA splicing, via spliceosome. The coding region runs from base 242 to 2719 and encodes 825 amino acids. NCBI's taxonomy places the organism in Eukaryota, Metazoa, Chordata, Mammalia, Artiodactyla, Ziphiidae.
GACGUUGCGUGCUCGCCCGCGCCAGGCGAGUCUCCGCGUCUCCCUCGCGAACUCGGUGAAAGGAAUUGGCGCCGUUCGACACCAGGCGGGUCCGCUCUGCAGCAGGAACCCACCUCAAGCCGCAACCGCAGCCGCCGCCGCCGCCGCCGCCCGGGCCGAGGAGCAGCCUCAGCCGCCGCCAGUGGCCGAGUGAGCGGAGCCGAGUUUGAGCCAGCGCCUAGCGGUGAAUCGGGGCCUCACCAUGAGUUCCUCGCCUGUUAAUGUGAAAAAGCUGAAGGUGUCGGAGCUGAAGGAGGAGCUCAAGAAGCGGCGCCUGUCCGACAAGGGCCUCAAGGCCGAGCUCAUGGAGCGUCUCCAGGCUGCGCUGGACGACGAGGAGGCCGGGGGCCGCCCCGCCAUGGAGCCCGGGAACGGCAGCCUAGACCUGGGCGGGGAUUCCGCCGGGCGCUCGGGAGCAGGCCUCGAGCAGGAGGCCGCGGCAGGCGGCGAUGACGACGAGGAGGAAGAGGAGGAGGAGGAGGAAGGGAUAGCCGCUCUGGAUGGCGACCAGAUGGAGCUCGGGGAGGAGAACGGCGCCGCGGGGGCGGCCGACUCGGGCCCGAUGGAGGAGGAGGAGGCCGCCUCGGAGGACGAGAACGGCGACGAUCAGGGCUUCCAGGAAGGGGAGGAUGAGCUCGGAGACGAGGAGGAAGCCGCGGGCGACGAGAACGGGCACGGGGAGCAGCAGCCUCAACCGCCGGCGGCGCCGCAGCAACAGCCCCAGCAGCAGCGCGGGGCCGCCAAGGAGGCCGCGGGGAAGAGCAGCGGCCCCACGUCGCUGUUCGCGGUGACGGUGGCGCCGCCCGGGGCGAGGCAGGGCCAGCAGCAGGCGGGAGGUAAGAAGAAGGCGGAAGGCGGCGGAGGCGGCGGUUGCCCCGGGGCUCCGGCGGCGGGAGACGGCAAAACAGAACAGAAAGGCGGAGAUAAAAAGAGAGGUGUUAAAAGACCUCGAGAAGAUCAUGGCCGUGGCUAUUUUGAGUACAUUGAAGAGAACAAGUAUAGCAGAGCCAAAUCUCCUCAGCCACCUGUUGAAGAAGAAGAUGAGCACUUCGACGACACAGUUGUUUGUCUUGAUACUUAUAAUUGUGAUCUACAUUUUAAAAUAUCAAGAGAUCGCCUCAGUGCUUCUUCCCUUACUAUGGAGAGUUUUGCUUUUCUUUGGGCUGGAGGAAGGGCAUCCUAUGGUGUGUCAAAAGGCAAAGUCUGUUUUGAGAUGAAGGUUACAGAGAAGAUCCCAGUAAGGCAUUUAUAUACAAAAGAUAUUGACAUACACGAAGUUCGGAUUGGCUGGUCACUAACCACAAGUGGAAUGUUGCUUGGUGAAGAAGAAUUUUCUUAUGGGUAUUCUCUAAAAGGAAUAAAAACAUGCAGCUGUGAGACUGAAGAUUAUGGAGAGAAGUUUGAUGAAAAUGAUGUGAUUACAUGUUUUGUUAACUUUGAAAGUGAUGAAGUAGAACUUUCCUAUGCAAAGAAUGGACAAGAUCUUGGCAUUGCCUUCAAAAUCAGUAAGGAAGUUCUUGCUGGACGACCACUCUUCCCGCAUGUUCUGUGCCACAACUGUGCGGUUGAGUUUAAUUUUGGUCAGAAGGAAAAGCCAUAUUUUCCAAUACCUGAAGACUAUACUUUUAUCCAGAAUGUCCCCUUGGAGGAUCGAGUUAGAGGACCAAAGGGUCCUGAAGAGAAGAAAGAUUGUGAAGUGGUUAUGAUGAUUGGCUUGCCAGGAGCUGGAAAAACUACCUGGGUUACUAAACAUGCAGCAGAAAAUCCUGGUAAAUACAACAUUCUUGGAACAAACACCAUAAUGGAUAAAAUGAUGGUGGCAGGUUUUAAGAAGCAAAUGGCAGAUACUGGGAAACUAAACACGCUGUUGCAGAGAGCUCCGCAGUGUCUUGGAAAGUUUAUUGAGAUUGCUGCCCGUAAGAAGAGAAAUUUCAUUUUGGAUCAGACAAAUGUGUCUGCUGCUGCCCAGAGGAGAAAAAUGUGCCUGUUUGCAGGCUUCCAACGAAAAGCUGUUGUAGUUUGCCCAAAAGAUGAAGACUAUAAGCAAAGAACACAGAAGAAAGCAGAAGUAGAGGGAAAAGACCUACCGGAACAUGCAGUCCUCAAAAUGAAAGGAAACUUUACUCUGCCAGAAGUAGCUGAGUGCUUUGAUGAAAUAACGUAUGUUGAACUUCAGAAGGAGGAAGCCCAAAAACUUUUGGAGCAAUAUAAGGAAGAAAGCAAAAAAGCUCUUCCACCGGAAAAGAAACAGAACACAGGCUCAAAGAAGAGCAAUAAAAACAAGAGUGGGAAGAACCAGUUUAACAGAGGUGGUGGCCAUAGAGGGCGCGGUGGAUUCAAUAUGCGUGGUGGAAAUUUCAGAGGAGGAGCUCCUGGGAAUCGUGGUGGAUAUAAUAGGAGGGGCAAUAUGCCACAGAGAGGUGGUGGCGGUGGCGGAAGUGGUGGAAUUGGCUAUCCAUAUCCUCGUGGCCCUGUUUUUCCCAGCCGAGGUGGUUAUUCAAACAGAGGGAAUUACAACAGAGGUGGAAUGCCUAACAGAGGGAACUACAACCAGAACUUCAGAGGACGAGGAAACAAUCGUGGCUACAAAAAUCAAUCUCAGGGCUACAACCAGUGGCAGCAGGGUCAAUUCUGGGGUCAGAAGCCAUGGAGUCAGCAUUAUCACCAAGGAUAUUAUUGAAUACCCAAAUAAAACGAACUGAUACAUAUUUCUCCAAAACCUUCACAAGAAGUCGACUGUUUUCUUUAGUAGGCUAACUUUUUAAACAUUCCACAAGAGGAAGUGCCUGCGGGUUCCUUUUUUAGAAGCUUUGUGGGUUGAUUUUUUUUUCUUUUCUUUUUUGUACAUUUUUAAUUGCAGUUUUAAAGUGAAUCGUAAGAGAACCUCAGCAUUGUGCACGAUAAGAGAAUGUGUCAGUAUUUCAGGGUUCUACAUUUUAUCUGUAAAAUGUGACUUUUUUUUUUUUUUAUCACAACAAAAGUAAAAUGUUGCUUUGUACCUGGUGUCUUUUAUUAAGAAUUUACUCCCCCCAUUUCUCAGAGAUAACAGUCGGGAGUUAUUGUCACAAUAUAAUAGAAAUGUUAGCAACCAGAUUCAUGUAAGGACUAAGUGGUCCUCAUGAAUUGCAUAAGACUCUGUACUGCUCGUAUUACACUCCAUCCUCUCUGUAGUUUGCUGAGUAGUGGAGGGGUAAGCUAAAUAGUAGUUUUUGACAGUAACUGGGAAGGCUCUUUCUUUUUAAAUAAAUGCAAUUGGCAUAUUUGGGAAUGAAGAUAAAAUUUGGAACUAAGAUAGAGAAGAUGGAGUGUAUGUAGAAGGGCUGUUAAAAAUGUAAAACUUGGUUGCAUUAUUUGUGGAGGCUCAAACUUGUGAAGGUUAAAUACCAUAAUUUUUCCAUUUGUUCUGCAUUUUGAUUCUGAAAAGAAAGUUGGCUUUGCCCAUUUCUUAUUAAAAAAACUUGUUGUAAA